AUGUCGGACAAACCGGAGAGCAGCAAGACUCGACUCGAAGAGCAUCUCAUCCAGCCAUUGUUCCAAAAGGAUUUCUUGUCAGAGUUGCCAGAGGAGGUUGCUUAUCGCAUCAUCGCCUAUUUGACACCGUGCGAUUUGACGGACCGCGAUGAACAUGUGGUCACUUGUCUACAAAUUCACUCUGGUCGUAUCGUAGCUGGUUAUCAUCAUGCGUUGCGGGUUUGGAAUGUUGAUGAUGCUCAACCUGUUUUCACUGUAACUGGCCAGAUGGGUGUUGUUAAGACGUCUCAAGUGAGCGAUGAUGGCAAAUACAUUGUCAGUGGCUCAUCUGAUAAAAUGGUGCGCGUUUGGUGUGGUCAAACUGGUGCACAGCUUCAUGUUCUGCAGGGGCAUACGAGGGAAGUGUGGUGCAUGAGUCUACAUGGUACAACUCUUGUUUCUGGAUCGUGCGAUGAAACGCUCCGAGUCUGGGACAUUGUCGACGGGAAAUGCCUUCACAUUUUGACUGGACAUUUUGGGCUUGCUUGGUGUGUUCAAUUUGAUGGAAUUCGGGUUGUGGUUCCUGCUGGUGAUUUUACUGUAAAGGUUUGGAAUGUGCAGACGGGGGAGUGUUUGCACACGCUGACGGGUCACACCGAUUCUGUCGAAUCACUUUUGUUUGACCCAGAGCGCGAUCUUGUGGUGUCGGGUAGUCUUGACGGAACGAUUCGCGUCUGGGAUAUACGAGGAGGAACAUGCAUCGCAAUUUUUCUCAGUGAGGGAAUAGCCUGGGGCUCUGGCAUGCAACUUCGUGGAAACAUUUUGGUCGGCUGCUAUGCCAACUCGAACGUCGGGGUUUGGGACAUUCGUGACGGUGGUUCAUGCAUUCAUCGCUUACAAGGCCUAAAUGGUCACACGUCGCCCAUCACUUCAUUUCAAUGGCUCGACUCGGGACUUUUGGUAACAGCUUGUUACGAUGGCUUGGUCAAGCUGUGGGAUGUGGAUAAAGGUAUUUUCGUUCGUGACCUCGUUCGUCUUGAAUCUGGUGGUGGCAUUUGGCGUCUCAGAGCCGCCGAAACAUUACUCGUCUGUGCAGUUAAAUCGCAAAAGGGAUUCGCGGACAGAAAGCUCAUCUUGAUCGAUUUUGAUGCAUCGUAUCCA
Molecule: messenger RNA, 1140 nt
Organism: Mesorhabditis belari
Lineage: Eukaryota; Metazoa; Nematoda; Chromadorea; Rhabditida; Rhabditidae
Source: the annotation of a GenBank genome assembly